Culex pipiens pallens (northern house mosquito) is the source of this 6627-nucleotide messenger RNA. It is a transcript of the gene LIMK1, whose product is annotated as LIM domain kinase 1. Gene Ontology annotation, molecular function: protein serine/threonine kinase activity; ATP binding; protein binding. Bases 686 to 4864 code for a protein of 1392 amino acids. Gene Ontology annotation, cellular component: cytoplasm; nucleus. The transcript is spliced from 9 exons. The record is from RefSeq and is a predicted model, not a curated record. Gene Ontology annotation, biological process: protein phosphorylation; actin cytoskeleton organization. Lineage: Eukaryota; Metazoa; Arthropoda; Insecta; Diptera; Culicidae.
GGUGAUAAAAUGCAGGAUUACUGGCGAUAAUUGAGAGGAAAAUCACAGAUGAAGUUUUGUGCGUGGGAGAGCUGAUUAUGUAUGCAAAAACGAUAGAAUCGAAUGUUUCGGGGAGAAUUCACGUGAAAAGUUUUAAAAUGUUGUGGUAAUAAGUGGUUUAAAGACUCCCAAAGUAGAUUUGUGGACAAUUGCGACGGUUUGGGGAGUUAUUUUGCGCAAAAGUGACGGAAAAGUUCGCCCAAAAGAAUUCGUUCUGGGGCCAUCUUGGUGUUUGCGUGUGUUAGUGCAAUGUUGAAUUGUAUGUUUUGAAAAAUAUGAGCUGCUGCUGCGUUCCAAUGCGGUGGCUGAGUCACCCAGUCGAAGCCUGCUGAGCCGAUCGUGUCGCCGACGACGGCGGUCACUUCUUGGUGUCGCCAAGUGCCUCCGAAAUUUGACCACUCUAGAACAAGGGUUGCUUCGAUUCGUUUUUUUGUCGGUUCUGCCUCAGUGGCGUUCAGUUCUCGGUGUUGGUAGAAGUGAAAACUUCUAGUUCAGUUCAUUUUUAUCGUCGACUGACCUUGACAUUUCUGAGGCAUUGUUGGAUAGAAAAUAAAAUGAUUUUGUUUUUCGUUGGCACCAGUCGUCGUCGUUGUUGGUGUGCUGCUUUCGAGGUUCUUCGCGAAUAAAAAUGAGAAAUCAAUAACAAAUGAUGCUGAGCUUUGGUAAAAGCGACUUAUCGUGCGCCAGUUGCUACAACGCGCUAGAAAAAGACGAGUAUGUUUCAGCACUCGGACAGGAAUGGCACUCUGAUUGCUUCAGGUGUUCGGUCUGUGAUAUACAUCUCUCGAAUUGGUACGUCGAAAAGGAGGGUCUGCUGUUCUGCAAGGAUGACUAUUGGGCCAAGUAUGGUGAAAGUUGUCAGCAGUGUGCCCAGGUAAUUUCCGGCCCGGUUAUGGUAGCUGGAGAUCACAAGUUCCAUCCGGAAUGUUUUUGCUGUGAUGCGUGCAAAGUUUUCAUCGGAGACGGAGAGUCUUACGCGCUCGUUGAACGGUCGAAACUAUUCUGCGGACAAUGCUACAAGCGGCAGCUGCAGCAUCCGGUGAAGGCGCUGAACCAAUCCACGAGCAGUGCCAACUCCAACGGAACCGAGGUCACGCUGAAGAAAACGCAACACUCGAUCCGACUAGUGGAGAUCCCGUGGUCGAGCGCCCGCAAGGAUGGCAUCCGGCUGUCGGUGGACGAACAUCCGUACGGCAUUCCGGUCCACUCGGUUGCUGGAUGCAAAGGAGUUCGAAUCUCGGAGGUAUUCUGUACCUUCUACGGUCAGAUUGGGAAGUACAUAUUCUCGUGUGUGUCUUCCGCCCUUAACGCUUGCUGUGGGGUGCUUCAUUGUAGAAUCGAUUUGACCUCCGACCUAAUGUCCCUGCACAUUGGCGAUAAAAUUCUGGAAGUGAACGGCACCCCGGUGAAAGAUACCCCACUGGAAAACGUGGAAAAGUUGAUUCAAAACUCGGGCAAAGUGCUGCAGCUGACGAUCGAGCACGAUCCGGAGGCGAUCAACCGUUGUGAGUUGCUAAGUCCAGCGAGCGCCGAAAGCAACUACCAGCUGGAUGGGAAUUGCAACUCUGGAGUUUUACGGGAGCGAUCUUCGUCCCCGAACAAGCUGGACAAGGAGCGGAUAUUCAAGAAGAAGGACGAAGGAUACAUCAGCGGAACGUCUCGCAAGCUGCAGAAGCGACUCAAGGAUGUCAAUUGUAACAAUGCCUCAAACAGUCUCAAGGAGAAGGAGCGUAGCUCCAGCAUGUCCAAGCUGCUGGACGAGCACCACCAGCAUCACAGUGGAGAGUUCUACGAUCUGUCGCGUACAAAAUCGUUCCGCGUCGAGCAGAAAGCUGCUCGAAUAUUCCGCGCGUCCGAUCUCGUCCAGGGAGAGCUACUCGGCAAAGGUUUCUUCGGUCAGGUGUUCAAGGUGACGCAUCGCGUAACCCAGGAAGUGAUGGUCCUGAAGGAGCUGUACCGGGUCGACGAAGAGGCCCAGAAAAACUUUCUCAAGGAGGUGGCGGUGCUGCGAUCGCUGUCUCACCACAACGUCCUACGCUUCAUUGGAGUGUUGUAUAAAGACAAGAAGCUGCACCUGGUGACGGAGUAUAUUCCUGGGGGAUCGCUCAAAGAGCUGAUUCACGACUCUGGGCUGCCGCUGUCGUGGAAGCAGAGGAUCUGCUUCGCGCGGGACAUUUCCUGCGGUAUGAGCUACUUGCAUUCCAUGAACAUUAUACACCGAGACCUGAACUCUCUGAACUGUCUGGUUCGCGAGGAUAGAACAGUGAUUGUGGCCGACUUUGGGUUGGCGCGGAUCAUCAAGCAACCUUUUAGUACGGCGUUUGAGAAGUGCUCCCAGAAUGGUGGGAGUGGAACGCUGGGAAGACGAGGCCGGCCGAGAAGGCAGCGGUACACCGUCGUGGGCAAUCCGUACUGGAUGGCGCCGGAAAUGAUGCGUGGCAACAAGUACGACGAGAAGGUGGACAUUUUCUCGUUCGGGAUAAUGCUGUGUGAGAUAAUUGGGCGAGUUCAAGCGGAUCCGGACUUUUUGCCGAGGACUUCGGACUUUGGACUGAAUCAGGCAGUGUUCAAGGAAAAGUUCUGCGAUCAAUGCCCGGAGCCGUUCUACAAGAUUGCGUUUUUGUGCUGUGAUUUGAACCCGGAUAAAAGACCCUCAUUCGAGCUGCUGGAGAUCUGGUUCGAGCGGAUGGUCCGGCAGUUUGCCGUCGGAAGGACGGUCCCGCUGGACGUUGCCCACGAGAUUGAACAUUUUAAAGGCCUAAAGAGCAACGACUCUAGCAAGUGUACGACCCCGGAUGGGCUUGCAACGCCCCCGCCGAUCGGCGUGAAACCCUCACUCAGUUGCAAGCGUAUAAGUGAAAAUGUGGAAGAAAAGGAAAACUGUGAAUCUGUGCCGGAAAAGGGUACGGACGUGGUGGACUGUGGAAAGCCGCCGCCGCCACCCUCAUCGGCGGCAUCAAAGACAACGAAAGACAACGUGGAAAAUAAUAACAUUACCAAUAGCAAUAGUUCUAGCAGUAGCGUAAACGUAAGUGGUUUCAUCAUUGGAGGAACGGAAAUUCCCAAGUCGCCGCACUUGGGUAAGGACUUUUCGCCAAACGGCGAUCGCAUUAGAGAUAGUAUUAGGGCGCGAAGAAGACAAAGAAUGAUACUGAACCGGGAGAACCAGCGAAAGUCGCUGGAUUCGAGCAGUUUAGUGUUGAAGCUGAGCAGUGCCGAUUGUGGGAUUGUGAGUGCGGACGCGAGUGUUUCGGAACCGACUAGUUUGAUUCAGGUCGAUACGAGUGCGUUGAAGGAACCACCUUCGACAGAGGACAUUCUGAACUCGGUUAGGGAUACGCUCGAGAAGGAUCCGGACUUGACGAGGAGGGACGAUGCUUCACCCAGGACUAAACGAUACGGUGAGAAGGGUUACAUUAUACACUUGAACAAUGGAAAUUUGACUUUGAAUAACGUGAAAGAUCUGGAAGCUUGCUCAGACUUUGACUCGAGCUGUGAUACCAGUUUGAACUAUAUUGAUCUGAAUGGAGGAAGUGCCAAUUGCAGUUUUCAGACACCAAAGUCGAACGAGGACAGCUUUUCAAAGCCGGUUGAGUUUAGGGACGUGUGGUCGGUGCCAGCGGUGAAGGUUAGCGCAGUGCAACCGGAAGCACCCCGACCGGAACAUCACAAAACUACUCUGGAGGACCUGAAAACGCAGCUAGACCUGUGUCGCAAAGAUACGCUUACGCAACAGUCGGAGAAGGAAAAUGUUAAGUCUGAAAAGUUGGACAACCUAGGUAAGGAGUCGAAGGGAAACCGAAUGUUCAGCAAGAUAAAUCCGCUCUCAACAAUAUUAAGUGGGAAAAACAGCUCGUCAGAGAAAGCCCGAGCAAAGAGUCCCAACAAGAGUGGAAAAUGUACACCAAAGUUGUAUCGAGUUAACGAUACUCCAAUUUUUGAGCGACGCAACGUUAGCUCCCCAGUUCCUCCCCAGCUUAAGCGAAGUGAUUCCGGGGAACAAAUCCGACCUCCCAAAUUCGCAUACUCUGACAAAGCCAUGUUCAACUCUAAGCAAAAAAUCUCGCCAACUUCGGACCUGAAACCUCAGUCUAGCUUCGACGAAAGCUCUCCUCCAACUUCUUCUAGCAACAACAGCUAUGCCAUAAGUAAGCUCAAAGCAUCUAGAAAUAUUUUCUCGGACAAGAAUCUCCCGCAAGUGUUUGUCUACCGAACCAAAAAGACACCAACCGCAACGGAUGCCAUAUGUACAAGUAGUAGUAUUAGCAGCAACAGCAGCUGCUCCACCAAGUCCAAACCGUUAGUAGUAGUUGAGAAGCCGCCCACUUACAAAAAGCCACCGAAAGCUGGCGGUGCCACCAGCCACACCACUAGCAGUAGUCUACUUAGCAUAAGCAAGAAUCGUACUUUUCGACCGGUUGAAAGUUCUCCGCGACAUUCAACUUCAAAGUCCCAACCCCAGCAGCAGCAGCAGCAGCACCUAGACAAACCGGUUGAGCGAUACGUGGCCUUAUCGUCUUCGCUGAGUAGCAGCGGUGGCAGUGCUGGCAAUUCCCGCACAGAAUCUCCCUCGCCGACCUGUUUGGGGGCGCGAGCUCGGACGCCGAUUCUUUCGCCGGAGAGUGUCCGAAAGUUGAACGCCCGGUUGUUGGAGACGCGUCGGCAAGUGCCUGCGGAGAACCACGUGGCAAGUUCGACGAGAAGUAGGGAUGGGUCUCAUAAAGUGGUGGUGGGAGCAGCAGUAGCAGCUCCGCUGCACGAUAAGAAGGGUUCCACGACCGUGGUUAAGUCUAAAAGACGAGAAUUUAAGGCAGCAGCUCUCUAAAUGCAGUUUCGUGUGUUGAACGCGUAGAAUUGAAUUGCUUUGACUUUGCAGAAAAAUGUUGUGAAAUUAACAGAAUUUCAGUUCGGGUUGAAAAAAAUCAAGAAAAAAUCACUCAUUCCUCUUAAAUUGAAAAUUAAGCAAUAAAUAUAUCACUCGACCUUUUUUUUUGCAAAUUUCUAGAGGAAAUUGUCGUAUGUUUGGCAUGUUUAAUUAUAUUUCCAUCCAAUUUGCUGAUUUAUUUAGCAUUUUUCUCACACUGAUUGGUUACAUAUUUCUGCGUGUAAUAUAACAUUAAUUUUCAUGAAAUAAUGGAACAUUUAUUUCACAGCCAGUUUUUUUUGCAAGCAGCUGAAUAACUUUUUUUUGCUGUUUAUUUAGUAUAAGUUUUGCCCAAGUGAUUAAUUUUACAACAUUUUUCUGUAUGAUGGUUAGAAAGAUUUAAACAAGUGGGUUUAAAAACAAUAACUAAAAUCUUGAUGUCGAAAUUGAUGGGACUAAACCCGAUGCUCAACAUACUGAAACAUGCAAGCAAAGUACCGUUGUACGUAAAGGCUCUAUUUGUGUGAUGCUUUUUUCACUCAAAUAGAGUUUAAGCAAUGCAAACAAAAUGCUUUAAAUGUGUCAUUUAUAAAUAGACAAGAAAAAACAGUUCAAAUUGUUACUCUCACAUUAUUGGAACCACACACUUGAAAUGUUUGUAAAACGCUAAAACACGAUUAUUUGAACAAAAAUCUCUUUACCGAGCACUGAUUCUCUCUAUUUGGCACUGAUUUUUCUCUCGUCAAUUGUAUCACUCUCCGUUAAACUGUAAGUUGUGAAAAAAGGUUAACAUAGUAAAAGGUAGAAUGUAGUUAAGAUUAAUUAUUUCCUGCAAAUUAGUUUAUUUGUCAAUUUUUGAUAAGGCCGACAAGUUACUAACAAGACUGUGAUAUCGAAUAAAAGUGUAAUGUUUUAAUUAAUGGUGUAAAUUGAUUCAAUCAUGUAACCGAUAAAGUAGAACAGUAACGAGAGGAAACAAACAAAAAAUACAGGAUGGCACACAGUUUAUGCAUGAAAUGUUUCGAGCAACAUUUUUGUUUCGCAUCCGCUGUCACAAAAAAAAAUCCUGAAAAGCGGAAGGGGCCCAGGUCAAAAAAGCAGGGGGGUUGCAGAUUCGUGAGUGCACGGAUUAUGUUGCAACAAUCAACUGUAUAUGUAAUUGUAAUUAAUUUUGUAGAUAGGAAAAGCUCGUAUUGUGAAAAAUUUAAUUAAAAUGUGACUGUGUAACAAGUUGGAAAACAGGACAGUAAAGAAACAAAAAAAAAAUGAAAAAGCUCACGCAGAAGGUAAUAAAAAAUGUAUUUGUGGAACAAGUGCAAAAAUCGAAACAAGCGGAUGUAUACAAAUUUUAAAUUGUAAAUUGUACUCAUUGAGCAGCCGGAAGAAAAAUGGGUUUUAUUGUGUCUCUUUUUUAUGGAUCAAUGGUUCGGAUACAACGUGAAUGCGGCGCUGCCAUUUAUUUUUCAAUUCAGUUUUCGUUAAAUAAAUCAUUUCUGGGUACUUUAUUUGGAAGAAUAAAUCUCCUCCCUUUCCGUGACAUGUGUAACAUUCCGCAGUAAAAGCAAAAAAUAACAAAAUUAUGUAAAGCAAUAGUUGCGAACCUAUUAUGUAAAGUAGUUUGAAUAAUUUUAUUAGAAUCUAUGAUAUUUUCGCGGUAAAGUAUAGUUUAUUUGACAUAUUUUAUAAUACAAAAGCAAACUUCAAAUAAAAGAACAAUUACUAAA